UAUUGGAGGGCCGUCCGUCGGUGUGUGGAAGCACUGCGCUCCCUUCCGACCACACACUAAUCUGGCCGCACUUCACCGUCAAAUAUCACUCAAAGAGUUGACGGAGAGGCGAAAGCAGCCGAGGAAAGCGGCCGGGAAUCUUUGCGAAAGACCGGAGAGCAGCGCCGCGGCGGACGCUCGCCUGUAAUCUAACCGGAGGAGCUGGAUCUCACCGGGCUGGAUGACAAGCUGAGCCGCGGUGUAGGUGCACCGGAGUCUGCCGACGACAUGGAAAAUAAAUAGUUGUUGCCCGCCAUCAGUUCAGCCGAAGACAUGGAUGCAACUUGGAAAAACUGCUUCGAAGAGGAGCUGCUGUGUCCCAUUUGCCUGAAUGUUUUCGACGAGCCCAUCCAGCUGCCGUGCAAGCACAACUUCUGCAGGGGUUGCAUCUCUGAGGCUUGGGCCAAAGACAACGCUGCGGUCCGCUGUCCCGAGUGCAACCAUGACUACGAGCAGAAACCCACGCUGGAGAAGAACUUCAAGCUGGCCAACAUUGUGAAGCGCUUCAACGCUCUGAACGCUGAGAAAGUCCCCGCUGUGCUGCACUGUGUCCUCUGCAGACGAGGCCCCCCGCUGCCUGUGCGCAAAGUCUGUCUGCGCUGCAAGGAGCCCUGCUGUCAGAUCCACAUCCAGACGCACCUACAGCAGCCGUGCGCCGCCCCGGGACACCUGUUAGUCGACGCCGAGGAGCUGAGCGCUUGGACCUGCCCCAGCCAUGAGGAGUACAGGCUGCUCCACUGUGAGGAGGAGCAGGUGGCUCUGUGUCCGUUCUGCUGCAUCUCCCAUUGCACUAACCAAAGACACACAGUCUGCGACGUGGAUUCACAACGCAUACAAAUGCAGGCCAUGCUAAUGAGGCAGCAAGACAGACUGGAAGGUCGUGUUCAGAGCAUCGAUGAGCAACUCAACAAGCUUGAGUUAGACAAGACGCUGAUGAAGGAUGCAGUGUCAGAGCUUAAGGAGCGUGUGAAAGCCCAGUAUCAGAGGAUGCAUGCGCUGCUAGAAGCAAACCAGGCAGAAACCAUGCAGAUGCUGGAGAACACUUACGUCAUGUACGUGAGGAAGAACUCCCAGCAGGUCCUGCAGCUCAACGAGAAGCACCAGGAAGCAGAAAAACUCCUGAGCUCAGUGCAAACAUUGUUCCAAAGAGCAGACAGCGUGACCUUCAUGAAGAACACAAAACCUUACCAGCUGCUAAUGGACAGGUCAAACUCAUACCUGAGUAGUGCCAUCCCUCCUCUCAGAGUGGGUCAACUCAACUCUAGUCAUUUGCUGUCUGAGCUCUCAACGAGAGAGAAGAAUUUGCGAAAGAUGCUGGAAGAACCGUUCAAUGAGGCGCCUAUUCUUGAAAUUGUCCAGCCUCACAGCAGCUCUGCUGGCUCGCAACUUGGGACUGCUUCAGGAUUACAGAAAAGAAAAUACAGCAUGGCUUUCCUGGAGAGUAACACAGAAAACUCCUCCUCCCAGGAUGCUCCACCUUUGCUCUACAGCAGCAAAAAACCCUUCCUGCCCGACCAGAGCCAUCGUGCGUCAUCUUUGUAUCCCUCGGAAGUCCUCUCCCAGAAUCCUCACGCUGGCCCCGGCCACAGUCGGCUGCUUGAGGCUCCAGCCCAUCACAUGGUGGGUCUAGGGUCCAGCUCCAGCCACCACUCAGGGACCAUCUUCCCACCGUCCCACUACCCCGGUGCAGGUGCCUCGCAACAAGCCAUGUACGAAGGGAGGAAAGUACUGAUGUGUACUCUGAAUAACUGCUGCUGCUCCAGGGCCCCCGCUGCUCGUGCCCGACCUCCGUACCCGGCGUCGGACUCCUUCCCCUCCAUGACCUCUCAGGAGUUUCCCGCACAUGCCCCGCUACCUGCAAGUCAGCCACUGCAGCAUUUUCCCAUGAGGGGACUGAUGGAGGCGUCACAGACAGCCAGGCAUCCCGACUUCUACGGGCUAUACGGCCAGUCUUCAACCAAGCAUUAUGGGACCAAGUGAUGAACCAGAAUCAGCAUUCGUUCUGUUUGUUUUGGCAGAGUUGGCAUCAGAAUUUCCAUGUAUGCUUUUUGUUCCUUUGCAUCUUGUUUCAGAGAAAUGUUUGUUUCUAAAACAGGCCUUCACGAUAACGUUCAUUUGACAUUUAUUUGGCUCCGUUUUGGGAAACCAGUGUUUACUCCCUGAAUCACGGUGACACUAGUAUUGCUCUAAUUUGAGAACAUAAGUUUGUGUUUUUAUUUAUUUCCCGUUUCAAUUCAACUGGAAGUGCUAAUGUGAAUAAUGUAGUCUUAAAUCCAUUCAAGCAGUGAACUAAAGAAACGACAUAUCCUUCAUCAUGAGUCCUAGCAUGGGACUCCAGAGACUCCAGUGCCUAAAAAGACUGUUAACACACUUAUUGUACUUGCAAUUUCCUAGCUCUUGAUUAUAUCCUGUUUGUGGCUGAAAGCAUGCAGGGAGCCUCUCCAUGCACUGCGAAGUCCGUGUGGCUUUCUAAAAACACUGGACGACAAAUGCUUGUCAGGUUUUUCAUGAAUUUUUAUAGAAGAUUAUGAAUAAACCAAAAUCUGUGGAGAAAGGUUGAAUAAAUAAACAAGCAUAUUAAAUGA
This is a messenger RNA of Amphiprion ocellaris (clown anemonefish), 2624 nucleotides long. RefSeq names its product E3 ubiquitin-protein ligase TRIM8-like. The record is from RefSeq and is a predicted model, not a curated record. The coding region runs from base 313 to 2019 and encodes 568 amino acids. Lineage: Eukaryota; Metazoa; Chordata; Actinopteri; Pomacentridae. The transcript has 7 exons.